AUUUUUAUGAAAUAAUCAAAUAUGGCAAAACCUAUACCAAAAAUGGGUUCGCGUAAAAAUGGACGUAUUGGUUCGCGUAAGCAUGCUCAUAAAAUACCAAAGGGAGUUAUUCAUGUUCAAGCUAGUUUUAACAAUACUAUUGUGACUGUUACAGAUGUACGUGGUCGGGUUAUUUCUUGGUCCUCCGCCGGUACUUGUGGAUUCAAGGGUACACGAAGGGGUACACCAUUUGCCGCUCAAACCGCAGCAGGAAAUGCUAUUCGAACAGUAGCGGAUCAAGGCAUGCAACGAGCAGAAGUCAUGAUAAAAGGCCCCGGUCUCGGAAGAGAUGCGGCAUUAAGAGCUAUUCGUAGAAGUGGUAUACUAUUAAAUUUUAUACGGGAUGUAACCCCUAUGCCACAUAAUGGAUGUAGGUCUCCGAAAAAAAGACGUUGGAAGUGUGUUGAAUCAAGAGUAGACAGUAAACGUCUUUAUUAUGGACGCUUUAUUCUGUCUCCACUUAUGAAAGGCCAAGCCGAUACAAUAGGCAUUGCAGUGCGAAGAGUUUUGCUAGGAGAAAUAGAGGGAACAUGUAUUACACGUGCAAAAUCGGAGAAAAUACCACAUGAAUAUUCUACCAUAGUAGGUAUUCAAGAAUCAGUACAUGAAAUUUUAAUGAAUUUGAAAGAAAUUGUAUUGAGAAGUAAUCUGUAUGGAACUCAAGACGCAUCUAUUUGUUUCAAAGGUCCUGGAUAUAUAACUGCUCAAGACAUCAUUUUACCACCUUCUGUGGAAAUCAUUGAUAAUACACAACAUAUAGCCAACCUAACAGAACCUAUUAAUUUGUGUAUUGGAUUAAAAAUUGAGAGGAAUCGCGGAUAUCGUAUAAAAACACUAAAAAACUUUCAAGACGGAAGUUUUCCCAUAGAUGCUGUAUUCAUGCCUGUUCGAAAUGUAAAUCAUAGUAUUCAUUCCUAUGGGAAUGGGAAAAAAAAACAAGAGAUACUCUUUCUCGAAAUAUGGACAAAUGGGAAAGAAGAUCCCUUUCAUUUAGAAAAAAAUCAACACAAGGUUACUUUACCCCUUUUUACUUUUCAUGAUAUAUUGGCUAAGGAUAAACUGAGGAAAAAUAAAAAAGGAAUAGCAUUGAAAUCCAUUUUUAUUGACCAAUUAGAAUUGCCUCCCAAGAUCUAUAAUUGUCUCAAAAGAUCCAAUAUUCAUACAUUAUUAGAACUUUUGAAUAAUAGUCAAGAAGACCUUAUGGAAAUGGAACAUUUUCGUGUAGAAGAUGUAAAACAUAUAUUAGACAUUUUAGAAAUAGAAAAGCAUUUCGCAUAAAUUUGAAAUCCAUUGGCAUUGGUUUUUUUUUUUUCAUAUUUUUAUUAUUUAUAAAAAUAAAGGUGAAAAUGUGUAAUUUGAAUCCUUAGAAUAAAUCCAUAUACUCGGAAUAGGCCAAAAGAUGUAUCUAGGGAUUAGUCGUUUCAAAAUGAAUUCUCCCUAGAUACACAAUAUACAUGGCAUGAUAUUUUAUUUCACAAUUGAAUCCAUUUAAUUAAAAAGUUUAAAAAAGACCUAAAAUUAGAGAUUUCUCAAUAGGUAAUGUUGCUCCAAUACCCAACCAAAGGGCUACUAUGGUACCAAUUAAAAAGAUGGUUGUUGCUACUGGACGGCGAAAUGGGUUUUGGAAUUUAUUAACAUUUUCCAAAAAGGGUACUGUUAAUAAUCCCAUAGGUACCGAAACCAUUAAAAGAACGCCUAAUAACUUAUUGGGCACUGUACGAAGUAUUUGAAAUACGGGAAAGAAAUACCAUUCGGGUAGUAUUUCCAAAGGAGUUGCAAAUGGAUCCGCGGGUUCUCCAAUCAUUGAUGGUUCUAGAACCGCUAAUCCUACGUUACAGGCAAUAGUACCCAGAAUUACUACUGGAAAAAUAUAUAAAAGAUCAUUGGGCCAUGCAGGUUCUCCAUAAUAAUUAUGACCCAUUCCUUUAGCCAAUUUAGCUCUUAAUACAGGAUCAUUCAAGUCAGGUUUUUUUGUUAUUAGGAUAGGUGAAUUCUUAUAGAUCCAUCCUCCGAAAGAACCGGACAUGAUAAUUUUUCAUCAUCCGGCUCGAGCACGAAUCAAACAUUUCGAAUGUAUCCAUAGAAAAAAUGCAUAUGUUAUCCACACAUAUAGAAAGAUUCCAUGUAAGAAAAUAAACCUUAUUUUCUUCUCCGAAGUUACAAUUAUCUUAUCUGCAAAAAAAAAAAAUUAAGUUCUUUUAUUAUUAAGUAAACUUAAGUAAACGCUCAAUACCCAAGUAGGCUUUCAAAGUGAAUAGUGCUUUUUGGGUGAUCUCAAACCUUGCAAUUCUUACCCCCCCCCCAAAAAAAAAAUCUUGGAACUUUUUACGUACAAAGGAUUUACUUGUUACUAAUAUAAUCUAACCCCUGUUCUUCUUUAGAUCCACUUGGUUUACUCCGAUAGUAUCAUAAAUCGAGUCAAUGCAUAGGAAAUGAAUGCAUUUCCAUACUAUUAAGUUCAGUGAAAUAGAGAAAAUAUAAUUCAGAUUAUCCCACAUCACUUUUUUUACUGGAUGUUACGGAGCCUGUUCAUGCAGGAUAUGAUCGAGUCUGAUCAUAGAAAAGAUUCUUUACAAGUGAAACCAGCCUAUCCUCUGUAGGGACGGACCUUGCGUGGUAGUUGGAAUAAAGACACAUUGAAUUGUAAAUUCAAAUGUGGCAGAUAAGAGAAAAUCAUAUAUCUGCGUGGCCCAAUCAAUAGUUCAAGUCACACACUCCCAUAAUCCAUUUCUUCUUCGUAGAAUUCCCUUCAACUAUUCGUGUAUGUAAAAAAUAAUAAUAAUCCAAUUUUGUUAAAUUGAAGGAAAAUAUCCAAAUACAUGUCUUAUUCUUUUAAAUAAUCCAUAUUUGUAGCAAUGAAAUAUAUUCCUCCCCCAAAUAAGAAAUGAUUAAUUACAAAUAUCUAUGAUUCAUAUUUACUAUAAAGGACCAGAAAUGCCUUGCUUACGUAUCAUUGGAAAGUGCAUUAACAUAAAUACGGCAGUAAGAAGAGGUAAUACAAAAGUAUGCAAACUAUAAAAACGAGUCAAGGUGGAUUGUCCCACACUAGAACUUCCGCGUAAUAACUCUACCAAAGAGGAUCCUAUUACAGGAAUAGCUUCGGGCACGCCUGUUACAAUUUUGACUGCCCAAUAACCAAUUUGAUCCCAAGGUAAGGAAUAACCAGUUACACCAAAAGAUGCGGUCAAUACAGCCAAAACUACACCGGUAACCCAAGUUAAUUCGCGAGGUUUUUUAAAGCCACCUGUGAGAUACACGCGAAAUACGUGCAGAAUCAUCAUUAAGACCAUCAUACUUGCCGACCAUCGAUGAACUGAUCGGAUUAACCAACCAAAGUUAGCCUCCGUCAUUAUAUAUUGAACAGAAGCAAAAGCUUCAGUAACAGUCGGACGAUAAUAAAAAGUCAUAGCAAAUCCCGUCGCUACUUGGACUAAAAAACAAGUAAGUGUAAUUCCUCCUAAACAAUAAAAUAUGUUUACAUGGGGAGGAACGUAUUUACUGGUUAUAUCAUCGACAAUCGCCUGAAUCUCAAGACGUUCUUCGAACCAAUCAUAGACUUUAUUGAGAUAGGUAAACUAAGGUACCCCCCCCGAGAACCGUAUAUGAGAAUUUCAUCUCGUACGGCUCAAACAAAAAUACCCAAAUACUGGUUGUAAUGAAAACAGAUAUGUGUAAUAGAAAGCUUGAAACUUCUUAACGGAAUCCUAUGAUUCCAAUCUUUUCGGAAGAUAAGAAAAAAUAGAAAUCCGAAAACUAUUCUUUGUGGUUAUAAUGCCAAAAUAUCAAGUCGGCUCACUCGUCUUUAUUUACAGUAGGCCUCUUGAAUAUUCUAUUAUUUACUUCCAUUUUUUAUUUGUGUGUAAUGUUCUUUUUUUUACUGCUGUUUUCUUAAUUAUUAUUAUUGAUAGGAAUUCUCUUGUUAGGACCAUAUGAAUCAAUUAAAAAAAACAUCAGAUUCGUAUCAUGACCACGAUGAUUCAAAAAAAA
Abrus precatorius (Indian licorice) is the source of this 4026-nucleotide messenger RNA. RefSeq names its product DNA-directed RNA polymerase subunit alpha-like. Gene Ontology annotation, cellular component: mitochondrial small ribosomal subunit; ribosome. NCBI's taxonomy places the organism in Eukaryota, Viridiplantae, Streptophyta, Magnoliopsida, Fabales, Fabaceae. Gene Ontology annotation, molecular function: protein dimerization activity; structural constituent of ribosome; DNA-directed RNA polymerase activity. The record is from RefSeq and is a predicted model, not a curated record. Gene Ontology annotation, biological process: translation; ribosomal small subunit assembly; maturation of SSU-rRNA from tricistronic rRNA transcript (SSU-rRNA, 5.8S rRNA, LSU-rRNA). The transcript is spliced from 3 exons. The coding region runs from base 22 to 1317 and encodes 431 amino acids.